CAGAUCGACAGAACAAGGAGCUGAACAACAUCCACAUGCAUAUUUCCGUUGAAGGCUAUCUGUCAUAUUGAGAUCAACCCCUGAUAAAUUCAAAGAUGGCACCUAGUACAAGACCUCAAAAGAGGGCUAAAAGCUCCUCCAACAAUGAAUCUAGCUCUGUGUCAACACGUUCUCGGGUGAAUCCAUUGGAUAAUGCACACGUGACUGAUCAAAGGAUUGGAAGAGCUAUAACAUCAGUUAGCAACCAUCUCUUAGACUGGAACCAAAUUAGGGAUCCACAAGAAUCCACACCCUGUCUAAGCAAUUCACCUAUGGCAACUCAAUUUUCUCGGUUGAGCAAUGAUAUUACUGAUGGCAAUUCUGCUACCCAUAACUAUGAUGGGGUCAGUGAAACUACUAGACAAUUUGGUAUGGUUGUUUCACUGCAAGCUAAAGAUGCACCAACUAGCUCUAAAAAAUGUAAACAGACUAUGGGACAUGGACUUGAGAAGUAUGUACAGAGGACAGGUCACAAAAUGCACAUCUCUUUCACUGAUGGUAAGCGAAGACCACAGGAUCCAACCCAAGCUUCAAAGCUAGCAUCGGAAUGCGGAAUUUACAUUAGAAACCAUCUGCGUGUUGCAACACAUUGGAAGAUGUACAAGACAAAUGACUACAAGAAAGCCAUCCCAGCUGCUAUCACUUCUAUAGCGGGAAAGUUUCACAUGAAUGCAAAUGAUGAAGUGGCUCGGGCAACAUGCACUAAUAUUAUUAAGGAUGGUAUCUGGCAACAGCGGUAUAGGCUUAAGAGCAAAUAUUUUAAUAAUGUUCCUAUUAGUGAAGUGCUUUCAAAAGGCCCACCACCACGUGUCAGUCCGGAAGAUUGGGCAAAACUUGUAGAGAAAUGGACUGAUCCAAAGCACAAGGAAACUUGUGAAAAGAAUAAAAUUAAUCGAGAACAGGUUAAAUUUCACCAAACUACAGGUUCUAGGAGUUAUGUUUGUGCAAUCCAUUCUAUGAAGGUGAAUAACAAUGAUCAAGAACCAGAUGCUAUUGACUUUUAGAAAGAGAACCAUUUCAGCAAGAAGAAAGGUUCCAUGAGUGAUGAUGCACAGGAAGCCUAUAAUGCUAUGGUGAGUAAAAGAGAACAAAAUCAAGAGGAAGGUGGACACGCGAAACUUGACGAGGAAAUUGUUGCUGAAGUUUUGUCCGAAAGAAACACAUCAAGCACAUUUCUAGUAAAUAUGGGUUUCCCCAAUAAAAAAUCUGGCAAUACUACUUCAUAUAUGCAGGUGCAAGAGCUGCGUGAUCAGCUAAGAGUAGAGAAAGAGGAUAAUGCAAGGAAGCAGCAUCAACUUACUGAACAGCUUGAAUCUCAGCAACAAGAAAUUACUGAAUUGAAAAGGAAGCAUCAGGAAGAGAUGGACAACUUGAAGAAGAGCCAAGAUGAGAAAAUGGAUGGUCUUCGGAAGAAACAAGAUGAAAUGGAGGCUAUGUUCCGAUUUUUCAUAAGACAACAGCAGACCCAAUCAUCAAUGGAUCAAGGAACAUCAAAGUAGUUUGUUAGGGGAAGAUUUUUUGGGUAUGAUACUUUUAAGUGGUAGAAAUGACUUUUGUGUUUUGGUGGCAUGACGUUGAACUGUAGUUAUUCUGAUUUAGAUGGUCUAACUUAGCUGUGUGGUAUCUCUUUUGUAUAUGUCAGUAGGAUGCUUAUCUUACGGUGAAACACUGAAUGGUAUCUUUUAUGCUAUGUUAUAGACAUAUUGAAUGAAAUAUAUGAAUUCC
Molecule: messenger RNA, 1764 nt
Organism: Oryza brachyantha (malo sina)
Lineage: Eukaryota; Viridiplantae; Streptophyta; Magnoliopsida; Poales; Poaceae
Exons: 7
Coding region: 96-1043 (315 amino acids)
Source: RefSeq, a predicted model, not a curated record